This is a messenger RNA of Schistosoma intercalatum, 438 nucleotides long. The record is from the annotation of a GenBank genome assembly. Lineage: Eukaryota; Metazoa; Platyhelminthes; Trematoda; Strigeidida; Schistosomatidae.
AUGUUGAUAUUGUGCAUUGAGCGUGACGAACACAAAGCACAGCGCUUAGGCAAAUCCAAGGUUGGAAGCAGUAUAAUCGCCAGUACGGAUGAAUAUCAAGAAAAGUUAUCUGGGAAUAUACAAUGGAUUUCAGCUAAUGGGAUAAUCCAUUCCGCAGUAGGAUUAGUUAGAUCUUCCGUCAUGACAACAAUGUUACAGGUAUCUUCCCGGUUACUAGUUGUGUGGGGAAUUUUAUAUAUAGUCCCAGAAGUUGCACGUGAUAAUUUGGGCGUCCCACUCAUUGUUAUAUCGUGGUCUAUUGCUGAAAUGAUUCGUUAUUCAUAUUAUGUAGCAGAUAUAUGUAGGGUCAAGUUAAAUCUGCUAACUUGGUUAAGGUUUUAUGGUUUUGUAUCCAACUGGGAUUUCUGUAAGUCAUAUAAGUUCAUGGGUAAUCAAUGA